CUCUCGCGCAUGAACAAGCUUUUGCUCAUUUGUUGUGAAGGCGAGUGUGCAAAUAUUGAAGCAUAGUAAAUAUCAACAAGUGGGCGAUACUUAUUGCGCGUGUUUAUGUAUAACAAGCGCAUGCAUAUGUAUUUAUGUAGAUAACCGGUUAGCAUAUUUUGCAUGUUUGGUCAAAACGCCUGGCUAACAAUUAAAGCAUCCUCAUAAAUCUAUAUCAAGGAAAACCGGUUCGCCUGUACGAAUUCCUCUCACAUGUUUGAGCAAACAUAAAAAUUAACGUUUACUUAUGAAUUUUGGUGUGCAUGUGUGUGUGUGUGAGUGUAUGUGUGUGUGUGUGUGUGCAUGUAAUUGCUGUGCAAGCAGAGCAACCACCAAGCCAAGCAAAAGCAAAGGCAAAGGCUAUUUUUGUUAUUAGCAGUUGAGCUACCGAGCCAGUCAGUCGUCGGUCUGUCUUUCUCUCGCCUAACACAGCAAACGAGCGCGCGCAGCAGAGUGAUAGAGGCAGCAAGCAAGCAAAGAGAGCGCUACGACGUCAAAGCAUUUCUUUUUGGGGGGGGGAACUGGAUAGAGCGAACAUUAAAGGAAAAAGCAGAAAAAGCACGCGGCUCAUUUUGAAUCAAAACGUGUGGUAAAGCCGACCGAACUCAAUGAACGCUUGCAGUGCUUAGCCAACGAAAUAAAAGAAAAUUACAUAAACACACCCACGUAGUUAGUUAAAAUGGCCAGCUCCAAUGAUUUAAACCUCGUUGUGGACGUGAUAGUGCCCGCGGUCUUUGUCAUUGCACUAUUCGUUGUAAACGGAUUUGUGCUGCGCUUAAUUUUGCGCAAGAGACGCGAAUAUCAUAAUUUCACACUGCAGGAGGCGGCAAUGUCUGACCAAGCCACCACAUCUUCUGCUGCUGCUGCCAACGACUGUGCCAUUGAAAUGGAGCGACUCUAGUGUUAACUAAAAAAAUUAGCUUUAGUACUGCGGAUUAAUACAUAUAUAAGAUAUAUAAAAAACACGUGAAAACACUAAAGUGCAAAGUUGCAAAAACAACAACGAACUAUAAUUAACUCAAACUAUACCGUUGUAUUCACACUGCGUACAAAUGUGUCUACCUGUCAUGUGCAUUUAAUUACAGUUUUUAGAUUAUUAUUUUAUGGUUAAUUUUGUUUUUAAUCAAUAACAAAUGCC
This is a messenger RNA of Drosophila busckii, 1177 nucleotides long. RefSeq lists its product as uncharacterized. NCBI's taxonomy places the organism in Eukaryota, Metazoa, Arthropoda, Insecta, Diptera, Drosophilidae. The record is from RefSeq and is a predicted model, not a curated record. Bases 719 to 940 code for a protein of 73 amino acids. The transcript has a single exon.